UAGCCCUAUUCCAGCCUGUCCACCCUAAACGCAGCAGGGGAGAGCUAUGGCGACGAUGGCUCCGGUCGCGAUGCUCGCGAGCAGAGGUACGCAGAGCUCCUGGGGUCCUGGGGGAUUGAAUGCCAGCGGUGCCAGCGGCAGAGCGCCGCGAUUGGGAUUGGCAUUGGGAUUUGGCAGCGAUGGCGCAGCAAUUGCGAGGUUCUCACGGCUCCAGACGCGAGUGGCGGCGGCGGACCUGGAUAAGCUCGUGGAUGAGGUGAAGAAUCUGACGCUGGAGCAGGCGCGGCAGCUGGUGGAGCGGCUGGAGACCGAGCUCGGGGUGAGCGCCGCCACGUUCGCGGCGCCGGUGGCGAUGGCGGGCGGCGCCGCGCCGGCGGAGGCUGCCCCCGUGGUGGAGGAGAAGACCGAGUUCGAUCUCCUGAUCGACGAGGUGCCCAGCAACGCCAGGAUUGCCGUGAUCAAGGCGAUUCGCGCCAUCACCAACUUGGGUCUCAAGGAGGCCAAGGAUCUCAUCGAGGGUCUGCCCAAGAAGAUCAAGGAGGGCGUCGCCAAGGACGACGCCGAGGACGCACAGAAGCAACUAGAGGCUGCCGGCGCCAAAUGUAGCAUCAAGUAGAAGAGAAAGAACUCUGGUAAGAUUUUUUCUUUCUUUCUUCUUCUUCCACCAUCGCUGCAAAGCCUUCUUUUUUUCCCCUCAUCAAUGUAUUAUUACUUGGAUUUUUUUCAAAGGUUGAAAGAAGGCAAACAA
Molecule: messenger RNA, 748 nt
Organism: Selaginella moellendorffii
Lineage: Eukaryota; Viridiplantae; Streptophyta; Lycopodiopsida; Selaginellales; Selaginellaceae
Product: 50S ribosomal protein L12, chloroplastic
Exons: 1
Coding region: 47-616 (189 amino acids)
Biological process (GO): translation
Cellular component (GO): ribosome
Molecular function (GO): structural constituent of ribosome
Source: RefSeq, a predicted model, not a curated record